AUGGCUCAGGAACACAUCAGACCAGAGCUCGUCUCUUUUGAUAAUAUUGAUUAUGAAGAUCCAAUAGCACUACGUAGUGCUCAAGAAUCGAUGCUUAGAGAACAAUGGAUCAGAUCAAACGCAUUAAGAGUGUGUCGCAGAGCCUUGGAGAAAUGCUAUAGACACCAUGGUGUUAACCAUUAUGAAGAAUGUAGAGAUUUGGCUGAAAAAUAUAUGCAAAUGUUGCCAACUCAUAAAGUUAAAGGGUUUUAUGGUUAUCAAAGAAAUGAUCCAAGCAAAUAA
Hansenula anomala is the source of this 282-nucleotide messenger RNA. RefSeq lists its product as uncharacterized. Bases 1 to 282 code for a protein of 93 amino acids. NCBI's taxonomy places the organism in Eukaryota, Fungi, Ascomycota, Saccharomycetes, Phaffomycetales, Wickerhamomycetaceae. The record is from RefSeq and is a predicted model, not a curated record. The transcript is spliced from 2 exons.